Messenger RNA from Zygosaccharomyces rouxii, 1953 nucleotides. RefSeq names its product sorting nexin 1 (gene VPS5). Lineage: Eukaryota; Fungi; Ascomycota; Saccharomycetes; Saccharomycetales; Saccharomycetaceae. Gene Ontology annotation, biological process: retrograde transport, endosome to Golgi; protein retention in Golgi apparatus. Gene Ontology annotation, molecular function: phosphatidylinositol binding. Bases 1 to 1953 code for a protein of 650 amino acids. The transcript has a single exon. The record is from RefSeq and is a predicted model, not a curated record. Gene Ontology annotation, cellular component: endosome.
AUGGAUUACGACGAUGAUUUGAAUGCUCCAGUUUGGGAUGACCUAAAUCCCCCAAAACAAGCUUCAGUUCCAGAAUUAAGUGACACCUUUGCUGACUUGAAUACAGAUGAAGCGAACCAGGGAGAAGAAGAAGAGGAAGACGAAGGUGUUAACAGUGGCGAGGAGACUCAUACUGCUGAACAUGAGAAUUCAGACAACCUUCUGAACACACUGGCACCUCAAGAGGAUCCAUUGGUGGAUUUACAGACUGCUAACGAAGCAUCGAUUCUUUCAUCACCAACAAAAGGUGCUGACGAUCCGCUUUUCUCUGCAUCUACAUAUCAGCCAUUGGUGUUUGGCGAUACUAAUGAUCAAGACCUUUCGCAAUCGACACCUGUGCUUUCAUCAGCAGCUAGGAAAAGUGGGAAACCACGCAUGUUGUUCAAUUCGGCUAGAAUGCGUCGCCGUCCCUUGGAUAAGAAGGCUAGUAAUACUACAACUACCACCACUGUCACUAAUAAUAAUGCCAACUCUGAAGUAGCAGAUCCACUGGGUAAGAUCAAGAAAGAGACUGAAAAAAAGGUGGAUGAGGGUCCCAUAUCGGUGACUUCCAACAAUACAACAAAGAGUAAAAGUAUUAUCGAUCAGGUGGAGGAACCACUUUUCAAAGUACCAGCGAGAAGGAAUAUAAGUGAGAAUCAAUUGGAAUCAAAUGAAACCCAAGUCCAAAAGCAACAAGAACAGAACCAAGAUGAAGAGCGCGAACCGGUAAAUUUUUACAUAGAGGUCAAAGAUCCGGUUAAAGUAGGUGAAUUGACAUCGAUGCAUGUGGAAUAUACAGUGGUCGUAGAAUCAGAACUUUUGGAAACGCGAUAUGCUCAAGUAAAUAGACGAUACAGGGACUUCAGGUGGCUUUACCGUCAAUUGCAAAGUAAUCAUUGGGGUAGAAUAAUCCCACCACCACCGGAGAAACAAAGUGUUGGUAGAUUUAAGCAGGAUUUCAUUGAAAAUAGAAGAUUUCAAAUGGAAAAAAUGUUACAGAAAAUUGCUAGCAGUCCAGUUUUACAAUCUGAUUUGGAUUUUAUUUUGUUUUUAACAAGCAACAAUUUUAAUUUCGAAUCCAAACAUCGUGAGCACACGACUGGAUCCAAUGCUUCUCGUGAUAGUAACGAUCUUUCAGAAAUUCAUAUUAGUGAAAUUGAAUUGUUAGGAGCAGAGGAUGCUGCUGUUGUUUUGAAAAAUGGUGGAUUAGAUGGCGAGUCUCAAAAGAGAUUUUUAAGCCUUUCGUUUUCAUCAUUACCCAAAUAUAAUGAAACGGAUGAAUAUUUUAUCGAUCAGUAUAAGUUAACAGAAAGCUUAGAGGAACGCCUGAAACAGUUAAACAAAUCCCUAGACUUGGUGGAUUCGGAAAGGAAUGAGCUGGCCUCGGUUACAGAAGAAUUUUCAAAGACAAUAGAUUCGUUGGCCGAAUUGGAAGUUACAAGGCAAAACGUUGAAAUUUUAACCAAUUUCGCUGAUACUCAUAGGCGCAUAAGGGAAUCAUUGGAGAGAAGUUCUUUACAGGAAUCUCUUACUCUGGGGGUUACGCUCGAUGAGUACAUUAGAUCACUGGCAAGCGUAAAGGCAAUUUUCAAUCAAAGAGCUCGCUUAGGCCAUUAUUUGGUCAUUGUAGAGACUGAUUUUGCCAAAAAACAAUCGCUCUUGGAAAAGUUACCACAAAACUCCACUUCCCAAAGUAAUAUCGAUAAGAUCAACAGUGCUAAAAGGGAAUAUCAAACUCUACAGAGAAGAUGCAAAUCUGUAAAAAAAAGAUGGCAAGAAGUGGGUGAUUGUAUCAAGAAAGAAUUGGCCAAUUUUGAGAUAGAAAAAGUGAAAGAUUUUAGAAACAGUCUGGAAAUUUUCCUCGAAUCCGCUAUCGAAUCCCAAAAAGAAUGCAUCGAACUGUGGGAAACUUUCUACCAGAACAACCUGUAA